Messenger RNA from Ostertagia ostertagi, 210 nucleotides. The record is from the annotation of a GenBank genome assembly. Lineage: Eukaryota; Metazoa; Nematoda; Chromadorea; Rhabditida; Trichostrongylidae.
AUGGACAGCCGUGGAGAGCCGAUUCGGGCCAUCUUCGUAACAAUUCUGAUCUGUUGGAUGGGAAUUCUUAUCGCCGUCAUCGAAAACAUCACCGCACUAAUCACCCAAUUCUUCCUGAUGUGCUAUUUGGGCGUGAACACCGCAUGCGCUUUGCAGUCUCUGCUCAAAUCACCCGGUUGGAGACCUUCAUUCCGGUAUUUCCAUUGGUGA